Microstroma glucosiphilum is the source of this 1119-nucleotide messenger RNA. Its product is annotated as mitochondrial carrier. The record is from RefSeq and is a predicted model, not a curated record. The transcript is spliced from 3 exons. Lineage: Eukaryota; Fungi; Basidiomycota; Exobasidiomycetes; Microstromatales; Microstromataceae. Bases 1 to 1119 code for a protein of 372 amino acids.
AUGACAGGUCAAGCGGAAAUCCCGCCCUUUGCGCAAGCGGCAGCUGGUGCAGCGGGGUCCAUUGUAUCCAACACCAUCGUCUAUCCCUUGGACCUCAUUUCCACCAGGGUACAGACGUCGGGUUCCAAGGCCCAGGCUAAAUCGCCCCUAGCGGCCAUUUCGGAGGUGGUGAAGAAAAAGGGCAUCAGUGGCCUCUACCAGGGACUGGGGACGGACAACCUUUCCAAUACACUCUCCAACUUUCUCUUCUUCUUCUUCCGAGCAGCAAUCGUUGAGCGUAUUCACGCCCGUUCCGCCUCUUCAGCUUCAUCAGCAGCAACAGCCAGCAACAGCAGUAGCAGCAGCAGCAGUAGUAGUAAGCGCAAAGGACCUCCACCGCUUACGCCUGGAGAGGAUCUAGCAGCGGGUGCUCUAGCGGGUGUAUUCUCGAGGGCAUUGACAACUCCGUUGAGCAAUGUGACUGUGAGGAAGCAGACGCAUAGCAGUAGUAGUAAGGGGAGCGCAAAAGGAAAAGGAAAGGAAAAGGAAAGGGGGAAGGGAAAGGACGGGGAUGCAAUGGAAGACGAUUCUUCCUCGGAUGAGGAGACUACGUUCGAGGACGAGCCUUCCAUCAUGGAUGUGAUUAAUGAGAUUCUCAACGAUAAAGGCAUCGCAGGUCUUUGGUCCGGCUUCGAGACUGCCAUCCUCCUCUCCACCACUCCCGCCCUCACCUUCUACCUAACAAACAUCUACACCCGUCUCCUCUUCUCCUCACGUCGCCCUUCCUCCUCAUCCUCCUCAGGCUCCAGCAAAGGGGGCGAACCCAUCCAAACGCCCCUCCAAAUCUUCCUCUCCUCAGCCCUAGGAAAUGCCACUUCUACCAGUCUCCUCUACCCUCUCAUCCUAGCCAAGACACUCCUGCAAUACCGCUCUCCACGUACUGGACGUAGGACCUAUCGCAACUUGGGGGAUGUACUGAUUAAAGUCGGGAGGGGGAAAAAGGGAGUGGCGGGAUUGUAUCAGGGAUUGGAGAGUCAGUUGAUCAAGGGUGUGAUUAGUCAUGGGGUUACUAUGCUUGUCAAGUCGAGGGUGGAGCUGGGAUUUGUGUGGCUUUACCUCUGGAUGAAGGGGAGGAAGUGA